AUGGCGUUUCAAAUGUACGAUUUAAAGAAAUCCUACUAUAUGGUCCUUGCUAUAAUUGGUUUGCUUGGUAACUUGCUGGCAAUUAUGAUAUUCUCUCGUGGAAAUUGUGGCGUCUCAAAGUGCACUACUCGCUACCUUGUGGCUAUGGCAAUCGCAGAUCUCCUGGUCAUUAUCUUUGAAGUCAUAUUGAAAAAGGUUAUUUAUUAUUAUGAAGCUCCAGUGUUUUUCCUGGACAUCACUCCUGCGUGUAGUGCUCAUGAUGCUUUGUGUGAUGCAGUCAUAGAUUGUUCUGUCUGGUUCACCAUCGCUUUCUCUUUUGAUCGAUUUGUAGCUGUUUGUUGUCCUAAUCUCAGAACACGAUUUUGCAAAGAGAAAACUGCAGCUGUCAUGCUUUCAACAACUUGCAUUCUGCUCUGUUUGAAAAGCACUCCCAUCUACUUUAUUUAUGAGCCUGUGAAGAUAGUGGACAAUGUACCAUGGUUUUGUUAUGUAAAACCGAACUUUUAUUCUGAUUCUGGAUGGGUGAGCUAUGAAUGCUUUGCUAAAGCUUUAACUCCACUGCUCCCCUUUGCUCUAAUUCUGUUGAUCAACACUUUGACUGUAAGACACAUUUUAGCAUCUAGCCGAGUUCGUAAGGAACUGAAAACCCACAGUAAUGGAGAGAAAAAUAGUGACCCAGAGAUGGAAAGCAGGAGGAAAUCCGUCAUUUUACUUUUCGCCAUAUCUGGAAGUUUUAUAUUUUUGUGGUUGAUGUUUAUCAUAAACUUCUUACGUUACACUUUUAAAGGAACAUUUUACACAGAGUCCGAGUUGAUAUUUCAAGAUUUCGGAUUCAUGUUUCGGAAUUUUAGUUGCUGCACAAACACAUUUAUUUAUGCAGCAGCUCAGUCCAAGUUCAGAGAGAAAAUCAAGAACGCUUUGAAAUCUCUGGUUUCAUAA
Chiloscyllium plagiosum (whitespotted bambooshark) is the source of this 939-nucleotide messenger RNA. Lineage: Eukaryota; Metazoa; Chordata; Chondrichthyes; Orectolobiformes; Hemiscylliidae. The record is from RefSeq and is a predicted model, not a curated record.